Messenger RNA from Harpia harpyja (harpy eagle), 3278 nucleotides. It is a transcript of the gene EGR3, whose product is annotated as early growth response 3. Gene Ontology annotation, molecular function: RNA polymerase II cis-regulatory region sequence-specific DNA binding; DNA-binding transcription factor activity, RNA polymerase II-specific. The transcript is spliced from 2 exons. The record is from RefSeq and is a predicted model, not a curated record. NCBI's taxonomy places the organism in Eukaryota, Metazoa, Chordata, Aves, Accipitriformes, Accipitridae. Bases 125 to 1327 code for a protein of 400 amino acids. Gene Ontology annotation, biological process: regulation of transcription by RNA polymerase II.
CCCGCCGCCCCCGCCCCAACUUUUUCUCUUGCAUGAUUUCCCUCGCACGGAUUUGCCACUCGGAUGUUGUUUCCUCGGGAGCUGAGCUCGGAGCCACGUUGAACCAGCCUUUUCCUCCAGUGCUAUGACAGGCAAACUACUGGAGAAGCUACCGGGGACCAUGAACACUUUGAUGAACCAAUUGCCUGACAAUCUGUACCCAGAGGAGAUCCCCAACUCUUUGAAUAUCUUCUCCAGCAGCAGCGACUCGGUGGCUCACUACAACCAGAUGGCUGCAGAUAAUGUUAUGGACAUUGGCUUAGCGAACGAAAAGGCCGGUCAGGAACUGUCCUCUUAUUCGGGGACUUUUCAACCCGCCCCGGGCAACAAGACUGUCACCUACCUGGGGAAAUUCGCUUUCGACUCGCCCUCCAACUGGUGCCAGGACAACAUCAUCAGCCUGAUGAGCGCGGGCAUCCUGGGGGUACCGCCGUCCUCGGGCGCGCUCACCAGCACGCAGAGCUCGGCGGGCAGCAUGGGGCCGCCGCAGGGCGAGGUGGACCAGAUGUACCCCGCGCUGCCGCCCUACUCCUCCUGCAGUGACCUCUACCCGGAGCCCGUCUCCUUCCACGACCCCCAGAGCAACCCCGGCCUCACCUACUCCCCCCAGGAUUACCAGGCGGCCAAGCCCGCCUUGGACAGCAACCUCUUCCCCAUGAUCCCAGACUAUAACCUCUACCACCACCCCAACGACAUGGGCACCAUCACGGAGCACAAACCCUUCCAGAGCUUGGACCCCAUCCGCGUCAACCCGCCCCCCAUCACCCCGCUGGAGACCAUCAAGGCCUUCAAGGACAAGCAGAUCCACCCGGGUUUCGGGGGGCUGCCGCAGCCGCCCCUCACCCUCAAGCCCAUCCGACCCCGCAAGUAUCCCAACCGGCCCAGCAAGACGCCGCUCCACGAGCGGCCCCACGCCUGCCCCGCCGAGGGUUGCGACCGUCGCUUCUCCCGCUCCGACGAGCUCACCCGCCACCUCCGCAUCCACACGGGCCACAAGCCCUUCCAGUGCCGCAUCUGCAUGCGGAGCUUCAGCCGCAGCGACCACCUCACCACCCACAUCCGCACCCACACCGGCGAGAAACCCUUCGCCUGCGAGUUCUGCGGCCGCAAGUUCGCCCGCUCCGACGAGCGCAAGCGGCACGCCAAGAUCCACCUCAAGCAGAAGGAGAAGAAGGCCGAGAAGGGUUCGGCCGGGCAGCCCCCCGCCGCGCCCCCCGCCGCCGCCGCCGCCGCCGCCGCCACCUCGCCCCCCGUCGCCCUCGCCCCCGCCGUCACCACGUGCGCUUGAGGGACCACGGGGGGCGGCGCGGUGACACCCCCUCUCCUCCCCUGCCCUCCGCACCGCAUGGCUCCCGGUGGGGGGACCCUGGGGUAGCCUCACCCCCCCACCCGGGUUCAGGAUACCGGGGGCUUCGCUGCACGGGUCCACUCUGCCCGCACCUGGAUUGACCGGCUCCAGGCUGCCCGCACCCGGAUCCUGCCUGCACUUGGAUCAACGGCACCCGCAUCACCUGGAUCCAGGCUGCCCGCACCCGGAUUGCCCGCGCCCGGAUUGCCUGCGCCCGGAUUGCCCGCACCCGGGCUGCCCACACCGGGAUUGCCCGCACCCGGGCUGCCCGCACCUGGAUUGCCCGGACCUGGGCUGCCCGCACCGGAUUGCCCGCACCGCCCGGAUCCCGGCUGCCUGUACCCGCACUGCCUGGACCUGCGCUGCCCGGGUCCUGGGUGCCCGCACCCUUCCUUGCCCGGACCCGGCUCCCUGCUGCCUGCACCCGGAUUACCCCCGCAUUGCCCGGAUCCCGGUUGCCCGUACCCGGAUUGCCCAGACCCGGAUUACCCGGAUCCGGCUCUCCCGGCUCCAGUUUGCCCGGAUCCCGCAUCUCCCGGGUCCAGCCUGCCCGCACCCAGUUUGGCCCGGAUCGGGGCUGUCCGGGUUACAGAUCCCCGGGAUCCCGGCUGAUCUGGAUCCCAGCUAGCCGGAUCCGACCCAAAAGGCUGGGUUGCUCAGGAUCGGGCCCUCCCGGAUCCCACCCACCCGCUUUCCCAAGGGCUGGGCUGCUCAGGAUCGGGCCCUCCUGGAUCCCACCCGCCCGGUUCCCUAAGGAACUGGGUUCGCCUGGAUCCGGUCCAUCGGGGUGGGGAUGGAGGGAUGGAGCCGAUCCGGCUCCUCUCUGCCUCGCUGGGCCUGGAUCCGACCCCUUGUGCCUCCCCCCCGUAGUUUCCCCCCCCCCCCCCCAAGCACCGGUUCCCCACGGCGGAGGUAAGCGGGCUCGGGCCCCCCCAGGCCGGGCUGGCGGGGCAAGGGGAGGGGGGGGGCGGCUCUGCGGGUCCCCCGUAACUUCGGGGGGCGGCGGCGGCGGCGGGGAGCGAUGUCCCGGCAGCAGCUUUUGGGUUUGUUUUUUUUUUUUUUCUUUUUCUUUUCUUUUUUUUUUUUUUUUUCAGCAGAAGGGAAAUUCUUUACAGAAAUGCAGAAAAAACCCCAGUAUUUUGCUGAAUACUUUUUAUAAUGUGAGAUAUUUUUAUUUUAUUUUAUUUGGUCACUUUAAAACAACCAACCAACUACGGAGGAGAAAAAUCAAUUAGUCCUCUAUUUUAUUUUUUUUUUCUUUCUCCUUCUGGUAUGUGCAUGUCAUUGCAUGACUGCUCUGAUUUUUUUCUUCUUUUGUUUUAAUAAAACUGUGCUCAGACAUUUAAGCUAAACUAAGCAAAAAUAAUAAUGACUUAAAAAAAAAAUCUUUGUUGCCAAAAGGUCGUGCUAUCCAGGUUUGAUGUCUGCAUGUGAAAAAAAACAUUAAAAACGUACAAAAAAUAAAGAGAAGAGAAAGAAUGCAGUCUAAUUUAUGUGAACCGAAAGGAACAAAAAAAACCACAAUCAGGUUUAACCACACAAACCUAAGGGAAUGAUAUUUUUUGAAAGACUUUUGUAUAAAGUUGAGUACUUAGAGAAAAAAAAAAAUCAUACCAGAUGUAAUAUAUUUUGUGGAUGUUUUUAUUUCUUGGAUUUAUAGUACCUUAUACUAAGGUUAAAAAAAAAUUAUGCUUGAUAUUGUGAAAAGGUGAUAAUUUUCACACACAUUUCAUUUGCUCAUUUGUCAUGUUGUAAUGCAAAUAUGAUAGUUAAUGCAUACAGCAUUUUUAAGGGAAAAAAUCAGAAAUAUUGAACUGAUGUAUUGUUGUACCAUUUGCACUGUGAGCAAAUGCUAAUGCAGUAAAUAUAUUGUGUUUGCUGACAAUCAAAA